AGGACGUGUGAAUCUCUCAUAACUGUAACUACCCCUUUUUAUAAGUCACAAUGAACACAACUAACUAACUAACUAACGCGUUUCAAUCUCUCUUCAAACUCUCUUCUCUGUUUUCAAUCUCUCUUCAAAAAUGGAAGAAAAACAUUAUUCAAAGGCAAAGUGGGAUUGUGGUAGCACGCUAUAUGACUCAUACGAACUCAACUCAUUCAAACAUCAACUUAACUCAGCAAUAGCUAAUUCUCCAAGAACACUUUCCAUGCCUCAUUUACCCCAACGUAGUAGUACUCUUCAUCAUGAACCAACCUCUUCUCACUUGAACAAUAACAACCCGUCGACUUUCAAGAUCUCUAGAACAUUCCAGAAACUUCUUCGCUUUCUUUUCAAGUCCGCCGGUAGUAUCAAAUCCAACAAGGUUUCUAGUAGCUCAUGCAGAAGUAAUAGUUUCCGAUCAGCGGCGGAGAAAUAUCCAAAAGAAGAUCACCGGCGUUUGUGUGUGGUUUAUGAUAAAUAUGAGUCUGAACCGGUUGUUCUGUCUACCAUCCCUGAAUCUGAAUUUGAGAUUGCUGGUCUUUCGCCGGAUAUUAGUGCCUUUGUCAGAAAGUCGGUUUCAGAGCGGUUUACGGCCACCGCUACUAUUGGUAUUUCCUGUCUUUAAUACAAAAUAAGGGUAGAAUUUAGCUCAUGAUAAUUAUGUGUUUGAAUCUUCUGCAACAUGAGAAGCAAUAGAUUUAACGGAUAUAGUUUAUCUCUCUUUUAAUUUAAUAGUUAGCAGAACUAUGCAUCACACACUCCAGGAUUCAAGUGUUGAUAACAUUAGAGUACUGUUUAAUCUCAAAAUAUAAAUACAAAUUAGUACAAAAAUAGAUGUAUUUGAUUAAAUUUUAAAUUAUGUAUAUUAACUUUUACUGGAUGAGGAUACAUCAGUAAUCAAUGCUCUUCCUUGCUAGUUACUA
This is a messenger RNA of Cicer arietinum (chickpea), 953 nucleotides long. RefSeq lists its product as uncharacterized. The record is from RefSeq and is a predicted model, not a curated record. NCBI's taxonomy places the organism in Eukaryota, Viridiplantae, Streptophyta, Magnoliopsida, Fabales, Fabaceae.